Molecule: messenger RNA, 1540 nt
Organism: Cuscuta europaea
Lineage: Eukaryota; Viridiplantae; Streptophyta; Magnoliopsida; Solanales; Convolvulaceae
Source: the annotation of a GenBank genome assembly
CGGAAAAGCCCACCUCCCUUUCUGUGUCUUUCUUCAUUGCUCCCUCCUUUUUUGCCACCCCAAAACUGUAACAAAAAUGGACCGCGCGCCGAUCCUCAUCUCCGGCUUGAACUCGCCGUCCAUUCUCCCGUCAACUGUCGGAUCUCCGGCGGACGACCGGAAACGGAUUUUGCCAAUGUCAAAAGAUGCCAUCAACGAUUAUAUCAAGUCCGUUGUAUUGAAAAAGCAAGACGCGAAAGUCCCCUUCUAUGUGCUUGAUAUGGGCGAAGUCGUUUCUCUCAUGGACAAAUGGACGACGGCUCUCCCUAACGUCCGUCCGUUCUACGCCGUCAAAUGUAACCCUGAGCCGUCAUUUCUGUCCAUCCUAGCCGCCAUGGACUCCAGCUUCGACUGCGCCAGCCGAGCCGAAAUUGACUAUGUUCUGUCCCUCGGAGUAUCACCGGACCGCGUAAUCUUCGCCAAUCCUUGCAAGCCGGAAGCCGACAUCGUCCACGCCGCUAACGUCGGCGUGAAUCUCGCGACGUUCGAUUCCGUGUAUGAGGUCGAGAAAAUGAAGAGGUUUCACCCCAAUUGCGAUUUGCUCCUCCGGAUCAAGCCGGUCAACGACGGGAACGCUCGAUGUCCGAUGGGGCCGAAGUACGGGGCGCUGCCGGAGGAGAUCGAGAAGCUUCUGGAAUGCGCUCGAGACUCGGAUCUCAAUGUCACCGGCGUUUCAUUCCACAUUGGCAGCGGCGAUGCGGAUUCCGUCGCCUACAGGGGAGCAAUCGCCGCCGCGAAAUCCGUCUUCGAGACGGCGAUUCGGCUCGGCAUGCCUAGAAUGAGAGUGCUCGACAUUGGCGGCGGAUUCACGGCUGGAAAGCCGUUUGAAGACGCCGCUAAAGCGAUAAACUCAGCGUUACGAGAUUAUUUCGGCGACGAGCUCGAUUCAACUGCCGUCAUCGCCGAACCGGGGCGGUUCUUCGCCGAAACCGCUUUCACUUUGGCGACGACAGUUAUCGGAAAGCGCGUGAGGGGAGAUCUCCGCGAGUACUGGAUUAACGAUGGCUUGUACGGGUCGAUGAACUGCCUGCUGUACGACCACGCGACCGUGGCGCCGAAGGCCUUAACCUGCAGCGCGUCGGCGCCGCCGAAAUCGGGGUUUGAGGAGCCGAAAACGUUCGCCACGACGGUGUUCGGGCCGACAUGCGACGCGCUUGACACGGUGGUGAGGGAUUACCAGCUGCCGGAACUUGAGACCAACGACUGGCUGGUGUUUCCCAACAUGGGCGCGUAUACUAAAGCUGCCGGGUCAAAUUUUAACGGUUUCAAUACCUCAGGGAUUGUGACCUAUGUCACAUCUGCGAAUCCAAUUUUUGUUUAGUUAUUAAUUAAUGUAUUCCUACAUUUUUAUUCUCAAAUUCUCUUUAUUUGUAACUUAUAAGAAAAUGUUGUACUCCGUAACAUUUACAUUUUUGUCUCGUAAAUGCAAUUUAAUUGUAACUGCUUAGUAUUUUAAACAUUGCCCCGGUGGCCCAAUAAUAAAAUGUAUUAAUGCAAUUUC